Cylindrotheca closterium is the source of this 2745-nucleotide messenger RNA. The record is from the annotation of a GenBank genome assembly. Lineage: Eukaryota; Bacillariophyta; Bacillariophyceae; Bacillariales; Bacillariaceae.
AUGACGGCAGAGAAUUCCAAGCGAGAUUCCGAACGUACCGGUAAUGGAGAUAGGCCACAGCUUUACCUGAGUAAGACUACUAACAAGGCUUCAUCAUUAGGUUCAAAUAAACACCAACGUAAGAAGAGCAGUAGCAGGCAUCAUCAAGCAAAAACAUAUCAUCAUGACACAAAGCCUAGCCGAAAAUCCGCUUCCCACAGAUCCUCUAGAAGAUCGUCCGCAUCUUCUUCCUCAAAGUCGCCAUCUGGACCGUCCUCUCGUCGUGCUUCCAACAAGCGAGGAUCCACCAAACGAUCUUCGAAGAACCGGAGAAGAAGCAAUAAUCGUCAAGAAUCCCCCAAUACGGAUGACCUCUCUUCCGUUUCUAGCAGUGAUAAUAUUCAACCGGGUGCCUUUCCUGUUGAUCCCUCCCUAAAUCCGCCUAAUAGUAGUCCAAGCAUUACUACCACCAAUACCAUCACCAGUAGAACGGAUGAUCAAAUGAUGAUUGCUGCCGAAAUAUCACCGGAUCGAGAUGAAGAAGUACGGCAGGCGUAUGAACGAGGAGCAGAAGAUAUGAGAAAUACGAUUCAAGAGAAUGGCCACGAACCACAAGAAGACGGAGAUGUGGUAGUGGCAGUAGCCCGAGAUGACGAAGAAGACGAAAAGGGACGAUUUUCUAAGAGAAACAUUUGUUGUUGCUUAGUCUUUUGUGUCUUGGCCGUUGCUGGAGCCAUUGUGGGUGGUAUCUUUGGCUUACCAAAAAAGGAGAGCGAUACCAUUAUUACUGUUAUCUUGCCACCGUCUAUUGAGGAUUGCGAAUCGGUGGCCAAUGGAACUGGAAUGGCCAAUCAAGACUUUGUGGAUUCCACAUCGCUUUAUCUCGAUUUGGCAGUCAUCCGAGAGUCGAAAGCAGACAUGAGUCCCGGCGAACUAGAAGGUCUGAAGCGACGGAUUCUACUCUAUAUCCUAACCGUGCUGCUUGGCUGUACAGAACAACAGAUUCAAAUCCUAGAAGAGCGUAUCCUCGGUAGUACCGAGAAUAAUCGAAAGUUACAAGAGAUUAGUGAAGCUGGGAAUAGUGAAGCUGAGAAUACCAUAUUUGAACUAUACGUCAUUGGGAACACUUUGAUUUCUGAUAUUCGUGUUUGGCAGUCGAACGAAGCAUGUCUGAAUUAUGCAGACUCGUUCUGUACCCAUUUGCGAUUGUUCCUAGAUGUAUACUUGCAAGUUCCGGUCCCCGAAGAGGUGGAUUUGCUCGAAGAAAUCAAGCGAGAGUUCAAGAGAGAGCCAUUGGUUCCAAGGCUGAAAUUGACACCGAGCCAGCCUUAUGAAUUCAUUGAGGUUGUGGAUAUUGCGAUAUUACAACAAGAUGAUGCCUUUGACCCAACCAUGUCAAAUAUCACCACGGCUGCCCCAAGCCUAUGGCCAACGCCACCUGUCGAAGAAGACUUUUCCAGCUCGCCAUCUAUGAAUCCAUCAUUGACACCCAAUAAACCAAUCACUCCAAAUCCAACGAAUGCACCUGUGCUUGGCCCUUCACCAGAUCCAACUUCAUCGCCCACCAAGUUGCCAACUCGAUUGCCAACCAAAGAACCAUCCGAGCAGCCUUCGUUGGCACCCUCAACUCCACCCACAGCGAGUCAAACUCGAGCACCAGCUCCGGGACCCACAAGAAAUCCUACCAGAAAUCCUACAUCUACUCCUACACCGGGUCCGACGCCAAAUCCUACACCCAUUCCCACUCCAGGAGAAACGCCGAACCCAACACCCAUUCCAACUCCAGGACAAACGCCAAAUCCAACGCCUAGUCCUACUGGAAUACCCAGUCAAUCUCCGAGCAGCAAGCCCCCUUUUGGACAGCCGUCGCCAGCGCCAAGCAUGAUAUCAAGUGUUGCCCCUAGUGCGACUCCCAGUGUCUGUCCGAAUCCCAGUUGUUCUGGCACCAAUGCAUGUGCAAGCACCCCGAGUCCUUUCUCGAUUCACCCUUGUGGAUCUUGUACCGGAACUGAUGACUGUGGCUAUUCGGGAAGUAUGUCAAUUGGAACAGGGAGUUGUAACGGCAAUGCCGAGUGCAGAUCGAGCUACGCAAUGAUUAUUGGGGACAACUCGUGCAAUGGAGGGGCUUCCAAUUGGGACGGAACCUCUGUAUCUCUUGCCUGCAGUAAUCUAGCCAGUGUUCAGAUUGGAAGCAACUCUUGCAAUUGUGUCGAAUGCUGUGCCUGCUUUGAUUAUGGCGUCACAAUAGGAGAUAAUCAAUGUAAUACUCCUGGGGAUUGCUGCACUACAUUUGGAGGUACUUUUUCUGUUGGCGUUGGCUCCUGUGGCGACUCGAUUGGUAGCAGAACAUAUGCUUGUACAGGAUCAAAAGGAGUUAUCGGAACAAACUCGUGCUCAGGAAUGUUGGCGUGCAAGACUCAACGUGAUGAGAUUGGCGAUACGUCUUGCAUCGGAUCAUAUGCCUGUUCGUAUCGAAGUGGGAAUGUUGGAAGCUUCAGUUGUGUCGGAUUCAAAGCAUGCCAGGGAGGUUGGGACCAUACAGUUGGAGACAACAGUUGCAACGGGAUUGAUGCAUGCAAGGAAUUGAAUCAGAUUACAAUUGGAGAUGGCAGCUGUAACUGUCAAGCGUGUUGCGCUUGUCUACCAGACAAUACCGUUGUCCCCAGUGGGAGUUGCAAUGCGCGCGCUGCUUCGCCCGGUGACAUCGAUUUUAUUGAUGGAACCGGUGGGACACGAUGCUGCUAUUAUGCCGAGCUACCACCCUAG